Molecule: messenger RNA, 1068 nt
Organism: Tuber melanosporum (Perigord truffle)
Lineage: Eukaryota; Fungi; Ascomycota; Pezizomycetes; Pezizales; Tuberaceae
Exons: 3
Coding region: 95-277 (60 amino acids)
Source: RefSeq, a predicted model, not a curated record
UGGGAAAAAGAGAGAGAGAGAGAGAUAACAGUCUACAAAUCGCUACCAUCAAACCAACAAAACACCCCACUUCCGCCAAACAAAAUCGCCGAGCAUGCCACCAAAACGUUCACUUGCGCCAGCGGGCAGUCCUCCCCAGCGUGGUCUCAUUUCGUCGUUCUAUCACGGCAUCAAAUCCCCCGAAAACGCUUCCGUAGUAAGAAGUGUCGCCGUAUUCGCGGCUGCUGCGGCUUUUCUUUCUUCUUCGUGGAGUGAUUACUUGCUUCCUCCAGUUUAAGGCGACUGGAUAUGGAUGCGGCUGUCAAGGUGGAGGAUUGAUAGACGAAUCGCUUUCGGUAUUUGUGGAGCGGAAAAUUGGUCUUGCGCUAGUUUAGGCGGACGUGGAUGUGUAACGCUCUGGUCGAUGCCCUUAUUGGAAAGCCCGCUAUAAUUAGAUGGAUAGGUACUGCUAUGGAAUUAUCAUUUGAAAAAAAAAAAAAACUCGAGAGCCGCUUUAUAGCUCUUCGAUGCAUUACCGGUAGAUUUGGCUGCCAAUAGUCGUUUGCCUUCGUAUGUUUACGGUGCUUUUGCUUUGGACUUUGCCGGCCUGGCACCCGGAGAAUGCGGUUUCCCCCGGAAUAUAAUAAUGCGGUCAUUAGGGGUUCCAAUGAUUUGAUCCGCUUGCUCUUCAGGUUCCGAUGGGAUAUCCGUAUGACCAAGGUAUGUAUUCGUGGACCACCGUAUAUCACCGGUCCUAAGUACGAGUAUGGAACUCCGGAAAGCAACUGUAUCAUACCCCUCGACUACAUACAUUCCCGAAAGCUAAAUCUAGCAAAUGUGGAGGAAAACGGCAAAUCAUAGUUCCCUAGGAUGGAUAUCUCCCUUCGGGCAGUUAUGCCUGCUACCACUACUGAUACCUAUCCCCCAGGUAGAAAAAAGAAAGAAAAAAGCACUCAUAAAUCUUGCGGCAACGCUCACCCCGCCCAGUGCAUAAUUAAUUGGUCACCGAAUACCAGAACCGUUCAACAACCUCGUGCUUUGUUCGGAAGUUUAGCAGCGGGUAUGGUAUUAUCAUAGAGAUAUUCCUUU